AUGACUACCAGCGCGGCUUCGGCUGCCUUCCCAAACGUCGACCCCGCCAUCUUCAGCUCCCUUCAAGCGAAAAUAGACAAUGAUACCGCGAUCCGCGACGAACUCAAGAGUAUUGUCGAAGCGCUGUCGAAGCAGGGAAGAGUAACGCAGUCGAUCCUCUCUCGCAUCCACAACACGCCUACUGAGGACCUCGCAGAAUCUGUCCUGGCGCCUUGUUCUGAAUCCCUCAAGGAGCAGGCGGCUACGGUGAAAGACUUAGCGCAGGCUGCUUCGAAGUAUCCCUUCUACAAAUGGAAUUCAAUAUGGCAGCGAGAGAUUCAAAAUGUGGUCAGCAACAUACAAAUGUGCGAGUGGCUCAAGAGCGGAAAUCUCGUCACUCUGGAGGAUGUCGGGCACAGCCUUGAAGUACCGGUCAACCUGAAAGACGAAGAUACCUUCCAUGUCACGAUCGAAGACUACCUGCUCGCCCUCACCUACAUGAUCGAAGAGCUUGCGCGCCUUGCCCCUAACGCAGUCACACUUACCGACUACGCUCGCCCGUUACAAAUUUCGAAGUUUAUCAAAGACGUCCAUGCAGGCUUUCAGCUGCUGAACCUCAAAAACGAUACCCUUCGGCGAAGGGUAGAUGGCCUAAAAUACAGUGUGAAGAAGGUGGAAGAUGUAGUAUAUGAUCUGAGUCUGAGAGGAUUGAUUCCAAAACACUGA
This is a messenger RNA of Fonsecaea pedrosoi CBS 271.37, 705 nucleotides long. RefSeq lists its product as uncharacterized. Gene Ontology annotation, cellular component: nucleus; cytoplasm. Lineage: Eukaryota; Fungi; Ascomycota; Eurotiomycetes; Chaetothyriales; Herpotrichiellaceae. Bases 1 to 705 code for a protein of 234 amino acids. The transcript is spliced from 2 exons. Gene Ontology annotation, biological process: RNA metabolic process. The record is from RefSeq and is a predicted model, not a curated record. Gene Ontology annotation, molecular function: sequence-specific DNA binding; RNA binding; single-stranded DNA binding.